AUGUUCGACCCGAUCGCCAGCAUGAUCGUUAUUGGCACACUCGCCAUGACGUCGGUAUACGGCUCAUACGUAUACUGGACCACCCAUGGCCCGACUUUAGACGAUUGGCGCGAACGCAAAUUGGCUGCCGACAGACAACGCCUUCGCCAGGUGAUCCGCGAGGAGAACCGUGCGGCUGACGCGGCCUUGAUUCGUCAACUAGUCGAGAGAGCCGCCACACUCAAGACAACUCCAGUCGCGGCGAAGGAAGCAGAGAACGAGUCGGAGAAGAAGUACACCUAA
Molecule: messenger RNA, 282 nt
Organism: Colletotrichum higginsianum IMI 349063
Lineage: Eukaryota; Fungi; Ascomycota; Sordariomycetes; Glomerellales; Glomerellaceae
Exons: 1
Coding region: 1-282 (93 amino acids)
Source: RefSeq, a predicted model, not a curated record